Molecule: messenger RNA, 639 nt
Organism: Entrophospora sp. SA101
Lineage: Eukaryota; Fungi; Glomeromycota; Glomeromycetes; Entrophosporales; Entrophosporaceae
Source: the annotation of a GenBank genome assembly
AUGAACUUUUCAUUGACAGAACGCUUAAUAGAAUUAAAUAAUGCACUUGAAAAAUCUCUUAUAUCUGAUGAUGAAUUUAAAAUGAUAAGAGCUAGUUCAACCAGUACAACUGAUACUAAUGUUGCUGCUGCUGCUUCAUCAUCAUUUUCAAUUAGCACUACUACAUUACAACCAAUAAAUACAAAUCAAAACUCUAGAUCUAUCGUCAAUGAUAUUAGUUCAGAUAGUCUUAAUCAACCAGUACCUGAAUUUCCACCGCCACCAUACACACCACCAGAAUCAUCACAAACCAGAUAUCGUAGACCUUCAACCAAUUUCUUUAUAAAACCAAAAACAAGCCAAGAACUACGCAAAGAAAUACAGAAACUACGCGAAGACCGUAAGAAAGAACAAGAAACUUGGAAAGCUGAAGAAAGAAGACUGAAAAUAAAAGUGGGUGCAAAACCAGAAGAUAUUGAUCGUGUGAAAAGAAAAUUGAAUGAAAGUACUGAAAAAUAUAAUAAGAAAAUUGAAAUUGUUCAACAAAAAUUGAAUAAAUUGCUUGAUCAACAAACUACCAAUGGUAAUGGCAAUGGCAAUAGUGGUAGUAGUAGUAAUAGCGGGAGAGACAAUGUUAGAAGAUUCACUAUCAGUAGUUAG